This is a messenger RNA of Culex quinquefasciatus (southern house mosquito), 1414 nucleotides long. RefSeq lists its product as uncharacterized. Bases 1 to 1266 code for a protein of 421 amino acids. The transcript is spliced from 2 exons. The record is from RefSeq and is a predicted model, not a curated record. NCBI's taxonomy places the organism in Eukaryota, Metazoa, Arthropoda, Insecta, Diptera, Culicidae.
AUGGCGAAGGAAGCUGAUGCAGCAAACUCCUCUUUAACGGAUGUUCUGGACGACCGCCGCGACUGGAGUCACUACGAGGUUCGCAUCCAAACCAUCGGGACUCGACCUCCGUACGCAACGCUGGCCAAUGGUGAACUAACAGGCCUGGAUAUUGAAGUCUGCAAGGCGGUGUUCGGAAGUGCCCGGAUUCGGUACCGAUUCGUGAUGGCCUCCAACAAACAAAUUACGUACUCAAAUUAUCGUGCCAAAGUUGAACGCGAUCUGGCUAGCAAAAGCAUCGAUAUGAUCAUCUCUCGAGCGAUCUUUGCCAACGCGUUCGCCGAGCAAAUGUACGUGUUCGACAAGAUCGGACUGUGUUUGGUGCUACCGAAGAGCUUGAGCAGGAACGUGGUGUACCACUUGGUGCAUCCCUUUCAGCUCAACAUCUGGCUGCUGAUCCUAGCCGUGUUGUGCCUCGAUCUGCUGCUGGUCCGGUUCUGUCCGAAUACAUUCCCAAACAAUUUGGUGAUGAUCCUGCUGUUUGGUGAUCCAACCCCAGAUCACCGACAUCUCCGCUGGAAGCGGUUCUACUGCUUCGCUUGUACGGUGCUGCUGUUCAUCCUAUCGGAAGCCUACCUGAUCAAGGUGAUCCGCUACAUGACCGUAACGAGGUACACCCCCGAUAUGCGAUCGGUAAAUGAAGUUCUCAAAAGUGACCUGCAGUUCAAGGUUCCAGUUGGUACCAAGCAGCAGAUGGCCGCUGAAAACGCGGUUACAGACAUCCACCUCAACAUGUUGCGGAGGAUGAUUGAGGUGGAGAACUUCCGGUACGAUCGGAUGGACCGCGAGUACGGUUACAUGGUGGUGUGCAGCCUGGGGGAAACUCUGCUCAAACAGCUGAUUAGUCAGGAAAUUGAAGAGUUUGGAUACCGGGCAGCCCGGCGCAAGUUCUACCUGCUCGAAGAAAUGCUCGACUGGAGUUGGAGGUAUUACGCGGUGGCGAAUCACUUUACGUACUACGGAAGAUUGGGGUUGGUGACCAGCUGGAUCAACGAGGCUGGCUUGUGGAACAAGUGGAUGGCGGACUUUGGCACGCGAGUGUCGUCGGACAGGCAGGCGUACGCACUUUGGGACGAGGACAGCAUUCUGGGGCUGGAGGACAUUGCGGCUGUUUGGUAUCUGAUCGGGACGGGUUGGGUCGUUUCGGGAGGGGCGCUGCUGCUGGAGUGGAUCUGGUUUCGGAUGAGGAAAUUGUUGGGCCAGAGAUCAAGAUUUCGAGUUAGCUAAAUUUGCAAAACAAUCAGAAAAAACAUAUUAAAGGCAGUUAAGCAUGCAUCGAAAUGAAUCAUUGUUUUUAGUCUUUUCAGUCUUGUUUAACCGUUUUUCCGCUGUACUACACAGAUUUUAGAAUAUUUUUCAAAUAGUAUUACUUUAU